This is a messenger RNA of Suillus paluster, 1436 nucleotides long. Its product is annotated as N-terminal nucleophile aminohydrolase. Lineage: Eukaryota; Fungi; Basidiomycota; Agaricomycetes; Boletales; Suillaceae. The transcript has 11 exons. The coding region runs from base 233 to 1258 and encodes 341 amino acids. The record is from RefSeq and is a predicted model, not a curated record.
CCGGUCACAUGCCCAAUAAGACGUAAUCUGAAGCAAAUUUCGAACCAUCGUACUACUUAUGAACUACCCGCUGCAUUUGCGACUGGUGCGAUAUGACUCCAGUCUUGCUACGUGUCCAUUUAGUCCAAAUUUCUUUCGCUUCUCUUUUGGCAUCCCUUGUUAAACAGUUGUUAUCCUCACAAUUGAUACUAGUUUUUUUAAACCCUUUUGCCUGGACCAACCUCACUUGCAGAUGUGCCGCUUCGUGAUUUACAAGGGCACAUCACCUGUGCAGCUAUCUCAUCUCUUGACUCGACCGUGCCAUUCCAUCAUAAAUCAGGCCUUUGAUUCGCGUUUGCGUCUUGACCAUCGUCGGCCAAUCAAUGGUGACGGCUUUGGCGUCGGCUGGUAUGAUUCCGUCCAUGACGAGGAACUUGGCAGCCAACCUUGUAUAUUCACCUCCGUUACACCAGCAUGGAACAACGCAAACUUAAUCCGCCUAGCGGAGAAGAUCAAGUCGCCGCUCGUCUUCGGACAUGUCCGUGCGACCACUACUGGUUCUCUGUCUUUGGACAAUUGCCAUCCUUUCGCAUAUGGCAAAAUUAUGUUCAUGCAUAACGGUGGUAUUGCAGACUUUCACCUGAUUAAGCGACGACUGCAGGCCGAUCUGUCGGACGAUAUUUUCAACGUAGUACAAGGGAACACAGACUCUGAGUGUGCUUUUGCACUACUGCUGUCGAAGCUACCCGACCCCAAGGCUAAGAGUUUUACAACUCGUACCUUGCAACAGGCAAUGUUGGAUACUAUUUCAACUUUAAACGCGUAUGCUGAGGAAGCCGGUAUCACCGAGCCGAGCUUGAUGAACUUCUGCGUUACGGAUGGCGAGAGCGUCAUUGCAACACGUUAUAUUUCCUCUAGGCAUGACGAAGCUGCGUCUUUGUGGUUCUCGUCUGGGACGACAUUCAGCGAGUACGCCCAGGGUGGUCAUUACAGGAUGGCGAAAGCUGAUAAAAGAGAGAAUAUCAUCAUGAUUGCCAGUGAGCCUCUUACUUUUGAAAAAGCGGACUGGAUGGAGAUACGCACGAACAACAUGGUUGUCAUAACACCCAAGAUGAACCUCCUGCAGAUACCGAUCGUUGACAAAUUCUAUGUCUCUCCUUCUGACCCCGCGGCAUUAAACCGGGACACUGAUUUUGCCGCUGCCAAGGGCCUCCUCAGCCCACGUAAAGCCUUGGCUCCAGUUCAGCCCCGCGAUAACGCCCCUCAGUUGUCCAUCUGAUUUUUUGGGAUAGCUUCAUCACAUGCCAUCCUGUUUAUCGCUAUCUUUGUUGUGUCAUUCAUGCUGUUAGGAUCUGUACCGUAGAUGAUUAAUGACGAUUAAUUGUUGUUAUGUGUAGCAUGAUGUAGCUGUGGAAUAUAACGCGUGGACGCGUUUUGCAUGUGACUUGAAUUCGCUU